This is a messenger RNA of Bicyclus anynana (squinting bush brown), 3567 nucleotides long. RefSeq names its product ubiquitin-fold modifier 1 (gene Ufm1). Gene Ontology annotation, biological process: protein K69-linked ufmylation. The record is from RefSeq and is a predicted model, not a curated record. Lineage: Eukaryota; Metazoa; Arthropoda; Insecta; Lepidoptera; Nymphalidae. Gene Ontology annotation, cellular component: nucleus; cytoplasm. The transcript is spliced from 4 exons. Bases 152 to 424 code for a protein of 90 amino acids.
GUGUUGUCAACUUGUCAGUUGUCAAUUGUCAUCUUUAUUUGACGUUUGUGGUUGUCAUCACAUCUUGUCACGUCCUCCGAUUUCUUUUUUACAAGGAAAUAAAAUAAAUGCACUGAUUUUUUAAUGAAUAAAAUCCUGGUGCUAAUACAACAUGUCUAAAGUUACCUUCAAGAUUACUCUGACUUCAGACCCAAAACUCCCCUUUAAAGUGCUGAGCGUGCCGGAGGCGACGCCGUUCACCGCGGUGCUGAAGUUCGCGGCGGAGGAGUUCCGCGUGGAGCCGGCCACCAGCGCCAUCAUCACCGACGACGGCAUCGGCAUCAACCCGCAGCAGACCGCAGGGAACAUCUUCCUGAAGCAUGGCUCCGAGUUACGGCUGAUACCCAGGGACAGAGUGGGCGGUAUAGCACCCACACGUCGAUAGACAGAUUGACAUUCCUCUCAAAUUUAUGUAUACAUUAUAUGUAGUGUGGAACUGAAUACAAACAUUUUAGCUCAAGAAUUAAGUUCGUAAUAGAUAGGUUCCCUUCAUGGACCUCCAUUAAUAUUUUAUUUUCUUAGUUCCAUAAGGUGCUGAUAGACUUGAGCAUACACUACUAUACACAGUUUUUAAAUUAUAUUGAUUUAACGAUUUUUUUUAAUGUACUUUUAACCGGCACAUUAAAAAAAUUACUAGGCAAAGUUGUACACAUAGCUUAAAAACAUAUUCAUUUAAUAAGGAUUCCAAAGAUGGAAGACAUUAGCCGUUUUUAUAUUUGUCGAACUGAACAAGGAGCCCAUUCAAGCAUAGAACUAAAUAUUUCUACGAACAUCUUGAGAAUUCUGGCGAACGCUCUAUUAGAUGCUCAUCAAACAUAUUCCUUACCAGUAUCAAUUAAUAUAUAAGUAAGCUCCAAGCGAAUCUGCUCGCUAAAAUGCUCGCCAGAACGCUCGAUACAAUGCUCGCUAAAAUGUUCUCAUAAUUUUUCUGUGAUGUAACAUUCGCACGAAAAGCUCAUUACAAGUGAAUGCUCAAGUCUAUCAGGACUUAUAGGUGUAAGACUCAACACCCAAAGGUUAUAGGUUCGAUUGUGUCGUUGAUACAUGCAGGCAGCUGUUAAGCAAGGUUUAGACGAAGCUAAUAACACUGGCGCUAGUCUUUAGACAAGCCAGCACUGGACUCACACCUGUUGUUUAGAUGAGCCCUUGCAUUCUGAAAAGUUACCUACAACAAUGUGACUUCGUUGUUAGUGACAUUUUAUUUUUAACAUCAUCAUCUCAUAGAAAUAAAGUUUAUUAAAUAAAACCUGUUAUAGGCGAAAUUACAUCGACGAGUAUAAAUAGUGGAAUCACACCCAGUUUACAAUCACUUUUGAAACGUCAAGUUUGACUAUUUCUAAAGACUAUACCACCGACUCGAAAGGCAGGUUCUGCAGAGAAGUCAGCAAGGAACUCAACAAUUGCUCUUUUAAGUAAUCAUACAUCAAUCAGUGCUGGCUUGUCUUGAAAAACUGAAUAUACGAGCGCUGGCUGCCAGUACUGGCUUCGUCUAUAGCUAGCAUUAUAUAUAUCUUGAACUUUAUGUAUAUCUUGAACUUUUCUUUAUAAAAUAUAGUUACAAUGCUAGACCUUAUUUCGAACAGACUUCCCGCUUCCAUCUUAGAUUGCAUCAUCACUUACCAUCAGGUGAGAUUGUAGUCAAGGGCUAACAUUUAAAGAAUAAAAUAAAACAGUAAUUAUGUUAAAAUAAUUUGUAUUCAGUACUACUUUAUGCUUGUUAUUGUCUAAGAAUUAUUUUAUACUCAAAAUGGUAACUUAUAUCUUUCUAGAUGAGUUACUAUUGAGGUCUUAUUUAUAAAAUAAAUUAUCAGAACUGCCGGGAGCAUUAAGGACUUGAUAUCAUCGAUCUCUUAAUAAAAAGUGGAUGCACAAUCAGCGACCAAAAACCUUUCCCACUUAAUGAGUGCCAAACACAACUUCUUGGCACUCAAUUCAAGUAGUCGCAUUUGCAAAUUCAACCUUAAACUCAAUCAUUAAGGUUGAAUUUGGUCUGACUUUGGGAUUUAAUUGACUAUUGAACUAUAUUUAAAGGCCUUUAGGUAUAACUUUCUUUACCAAUAAUUCUAAAACUGUCAAAGCAAAAAACUUAAAGUGAAAGGACAUGGCCGAUUUUUGUAUGAGUUACUAAUUUCAAUUUACACAAAUGAUAUUUGGUAUUUUAUGAUGCUAAAAAUUGGUAUAUUAAAUUACUAUAAAUAUUAAACUCGCAGAAGUUGUCAUUACAACAGACUAGACUUAAACAUGUCAUGUUUAUUUCGCGCGAAACGUCCGCUCCUAUGUACUACGUUGCAUUGCAAAAUGGUGAACCGCGCUGGCUCGCUGACCGCUGACCGUCGUAGGCUCGUCUUCCAAAUAAUGACGAGCUCUAGGUAUUGCAAGAUUUAUAAGUAAGAAUAAUUAUUUAUUUAUAGUAUAAAUAAAUAAUUAUUCUGAUAGUAAAGCACUUAUAACGCUUCACAAUGUCAUACAGAUGUUGAGAAUUAUUACGGUAACCUGACAUGGAUUAAGUAAUAGUAGGCCACAUUUUUAUUAAUUACGAAUUAAUACGAAUUAUUCAGAAUCUUACCGAGAAAAAUAUCCACCGCUGAAAAUGUGACCCACUAAAACCACUAAAAUGUAUAUACAAAAUAGGCCUGAAGUUCUGAUCUGGUGGUAGAUAGGUGUAUUAGUAGUGGCUAAUUAUUGAGACGACGAGACGUAUCCCCAAGCGAUUUAGCGGUGUUGUACGUUACCUACCUGUAGAUCUCUAUGUGGCAAAAAAAAGUUAGGUACAUCUUUGUUUAUUAUUAUCUAUAACGCCUACCUACAAAUAAUUGUUACAUGUUUAGCAGUACAGUGCUAAAAUACCUAUGAGCUUGUUUAAAUCAGAUUAUUUUUUAAAAGGUUUUAUAGUGCUUCAUUAAUAACAUGAAUUGGUUGCUCUCUAUAUAACCAGACGUAUAAACAUAUAAAAAAAUUGAUGUGUAUGUAGUUAUUUACACGAUACUACACCUAAGUCCUUUAGGCAUGGUAUGGAUUUUAUUUUGAUUAUUAGCUGACGCCGCGCGGUUUCACCCGCCUGGUUCCCGUUCCCGUAAGAAUACGGGGAUUAUAUAUAUGCCAUAACCUUCCUCGAUAAAUGGGCUAUCUAACACUGAAAGAAUUUUUCAAAUCGGACCAGUAAUUCUUAAAAUUAGCGCGAGUAUUCUUUGGACAGAAGCAUUGGUUGUGGACGAAUUCAUAUUGCAAUCUUUUUAUUUUUAAAUAAAAACUGAGAAGUUCAGAGAGGUUAAGAAUUAUGUGUUAAUUCAUCUUUCUAUUUUUAUUAUAUAAAUACACUUGCUAAGUACGUGUAAACGUAAUGUCAUUUUUCGGCCAUGUCCUUUUCUACAUGAUUGUGUGUCCUUUUAUUAUAAGAGGUCAAAGUGAUAUUUAAAAUAUUUUCGUAUCCAAGACCUCAAGUCUAAAUAGAUAUAAUUUUGACAAAACAUAUUAAUAUAUAUUUUAUUUCUAUGUGGAUUGUAUAUAAGUGUUCUUUUUAAAAUAAAA